AUGACUUCAAAACCAGAAACUGUAAAAGGGACGGCCACGACCGAAGCUACUCCUGAAGGAGAAUACCGCGGAUGGGCCGGGGCCGGGGCCGGGGCCGAGGCCGAGCCGACAGCUGAACCGACGGCCGAACCUCAGCCCGAAUGGGAUAUUGCUGUGGAGACUUGGGGAGCCGCGUGGGAAUUUCAUCAAUAUGGACUCGGAGCUCUAUUCGGUGUCAUCAGUUUACUAGCGUUUGUGGCGCUGGUGAAAUUAUUUAAAAUGGAUAGGGGGGCUCGACAAAAGAAAGUGUCGUUCGUUGUGCUGAGUCAAAUCUUCAUCUUCGGUUCAUCAAGAUGUCUCUUUCUGUGUAUUGACGCCUACCAUUCAAAGAAGCAUGUUUCAGCGAAAGUGACGAGUCUACUCUGGGGAAUUGGACAGCCUUGUUUGAUUACAGCGUUCAUGCUGAUUUUCUUAGUGUUGCGAAAUGCUUUAGUGAUGAAAAACAGAUUUCAAACCUGGUAUACGACAAGAAACAUAACUUUGGUUACUCUUCCUUACUACAUCUUCGUGUUCACAUCUGAGUUGAUUGUCGCGUUUAUUCCAGCUUACAGCGGCUUGAUACUGGCUUGCCAGGUAAUAAACAUACUUCUAUAUAUCAGCCUGGCCUUCUUUUACUCAUACAUUUCCUUCCUUAUUUGGAAAAAGCUUCACACUGUGCGAGAAGGUUCGUCGAAAACUCUAGACAGAGGAACGCAGACAUUUUCUAUUUUCAAACGUUGUGUAACAGCCAGUGUAGGCGGCUUUAGUAUCGCCGUCAUGCAUCUUUACGCUGCGGUCAGCAUCAGCGGCGCUUCAUCCCAUGCGCAAUUCAUUUCGCCGUGGCCUUGGUACAUUUUCAUGACAUUAAUGCGGUGUCUGGAGCUAGGAAUGUCCUUACUGCUCUACACGACAACUACAAACAAUAGUUCUGGUCAAAAAGCUUGUAGGAAGAUAGAUGAGGCACCGAUGACCACAAUGCAGUCAAAGACUGUCAACAACUCGGAAAUAGAUGACGACAAAUGAGCAGAGCAAGAGCUGGAUCCCAAUCUUCAGUGCUCAAAAAUGCUCAUAGAUAAUAGGCCUUUUUCCAAAAUGUCCAAAAUGAUUAUCUGCACGGCAAGUUCAUAGUUAUAAUCAUAAUUUAUAAUAAUACUAGCAUCAAAAUAGUGUACCUUUUUUGCAAUUUUUCAAACUUUCGAGAAACCUCAAGGCUGUAUUAUUGAACUGAGCGCGUCAAAAGCAGACGCAGUCAUGUAGACCAUUGGGAAGUGGCGGCCAGAAAGGCAAUAUUUAUAUUCCAAUUUUAGACGUCCUUUCUAGGAGGGUUUUAUUGGCCAAACCUUAAGCUGCUCCUUGCAAGUCUCCAUCGAUUUCUGGCACACUUGUGAUCGUUUUUACAUUGAAUAUAGGUACAUAGACUGCAUAUUUCCAAGCCCGAUUUGGAACAUAGUCCAGAUUAGUUAGCGCAACAAAAUGCGUACCGUAAUUAUUUGAUUUUGUACCCGGGGCGUUUAAUUGCUUUUAAUCGGUAUCUCAGGGAGGGUGCUUAUUGGAAUCAAGGUGCCUAUUAGGGACAAGACACUUAUUCCUUUUUUGAGAAACAGCAGAAUGUGACGGAAACAAAGCUUUGAUAUUUAUUUGAAAAGGAUCAGAAAGACUGAAAAACGGACUUGUUGUCCCUCGUCGCAAAAUUUUGAGACAGAAUCUUUCAUUUCAAGAAACUGUAAGACCACUGCUCUUGUCGUGAGGCUUUAAGUGAGCAAUUAAGGAAAGAUGAACCUCGGUUGAUCUCAAUGUAAAUGUACCCUAAAAGUGCUAUUACUGAAACUGAGUAGGGGCGUUCAUUAGGAUAGGGGCGCUUAUUCGAAUAAGUGCACUUAUUUAUAAAAACAGUAUAGAGGGGGGCCGCUUAUUGUAAGAAGGGUGCUAAAUCAAAUCAUUAUGGUACUUAAAUUUCCAAGUAUCGACACUAGAUAUAGU
Pocillopora damicornis (cauliflower coral) is the source of this 1998-nucleotide messenger RNA. RefSeq lists its product as uncharacterized. NCBI's taxonomy places the organism in Eukaryota, Metazoa, Cnidaria, Anthozoa, Scleractinia, Pocilloporidae. The record is from RefSeq and is a predicted model, not a curated record.